Molecule: messenger RNA, 1887 nt
Organism: Chenopodium quinoa (quinoa)
Lineage: Eukaryota; Viridiplantae; Streptophyta; Magnoliopsida; Caryophyllales; Amaranthaceae
Product: probable serine/threonine-protein kinase PIX13
Exons: 6
Coding region: 228-1499 (423 amino acids)
Biological process (GO): protein phosphorylation
Molecular function (GO): protein kinase activity; ATP binding
Source: RefSeq, a predicted model, not a curated record
GUUGAGUAUUUUAACUAUACAUUUUUCAGAAUUGGACAAACUACACAGCAAUACUGUUAUUACCUGAGAAAAGGAGAAGAAAGAGGAAGAAUUUUCAACACUUUUUCUCUCAAUUUUCCCUCUCUUCCUCUCUCCUCCGUGACAGCUACUACCAUUGCAGAACUGGGUCGAAGAACAAAUUCAUAUGUAAACCAAAAUUCUGAAGUAAAAAAACCCCGGAUUUUAAAAUGGGUAAUAUGAUGGGUUGCUUUGGAAGAUCCACCACCCCAGAUUUACUCCCUGAAAUUCUCACUCCUAAUACUUCUUCAGGAAUUUCAGGUAGAAAUGCAUCAGGAAAAGGGUAUUCAGAAAGCAGUAGUUCAGGGUAUAGUGGGUUUUCCUUUGGAGAUCAGCUUAGUGUUGGGGAAACAUCACCCAGUGGAGAAUUAUUGGAAAAACCCAAUUUAAGGAUUUUCAGUUUUGCGGAAUUAAAGAAUGCUACUAAGAAUUUUAAGUCUGAAACACUUCUGGGUGAAGGAGGGUUUGGAAGGGUUUACAAGGGUUGGAUUGAUGAGAAGGGUAGUGUGACUUCUAAAAGUGGGUUGAAACUUGCUGUGGCUAUUAAGAAGUUGAAUUCUGAGAGUAUGCAGGGUUUUGAAGAAUGGCAGUCGGAGGUGAACUUCUUGGGAAGGCUGUCCCACCCCAAUCUGGUUAAAUUGUUGGGAUAUUGUUGGGAGGAUAAGGAAUUGCUUCUUGUGUAUGAAUACUUGCCGAAAGGAAGCUUGGAAAAUCAUCUAUUCAGAAGGAAUACCACCGUGGAACCACUCAGCUGGAACAGGCGGAUGAGCAUAGCUUUGGGAGUAGCUCGAGGCCUAGCCUUUCUGCAUAAUUCAGACAAACAAGUGAUAUAUAGAGAUUUCAAAGCUUCAAAUAUACUUCUUGAUGUGAAUUAUGAUGCAAAGAUAUCAGAUUUCGGUUUAGCUAAACUGGGGCCAUCUGUUGGAAACUCGCAUGUGACAACCAGAGUCAUGGGCACCUAUGGGUAUGCUGCUCCAGAGUAUGUUGCAACAGGUCACUUGUAUGUGAAUAGUGAUAUAUAUGGAUUUGGAGUUGUGCUGCUUGAGAUGUUAACUGGGUUGCGAGCAGUUGAUUUGAACCGACCAAAAGGGCAGCAAAAUCUUGUAGAAUGGAUGGGACCUUAUCUCUCCAACAACAAAAAGUUGAGAAUCGUCAUGGAUUCACGCCUUGAGGGUCAAUAUUCGCUCAAGGCAGCAUUUGAAUUGGCUCAACACACUUUAAAAUGUCUCCGGGUAGAUCAUAGAACUCGCCCUAGCAUGAAGGAGGCGGUGGAAGUGCUACAAAAAGUUGAAGCCAUCAAGGUCAAAGAAAACAGAGGACGCCCUGGAGAAAAAUCUCCAUCCAAUGAUAAAAAAUCUGAUAAUUCUCGACGUUCUCCUUACCAUCCACGACACCGUGACCCAAGGACAAGGAUGGAAUCUCAGUCACCGAAAGAGCGGUAAAACUGCACAGUACAAUGUAAGACAAGAGGUUUGCUCAUGAAAUUCCCGAAAUACAUAAUGGGUUCUUUUGUUAAUGAGCAAUUUGUUUGCCAUGUCGAGCGAUUUUUAUUGUUGAUCUUGUCAAAUCAUGUUGUAAAUUGUUUGGUUAAUGGAUAUGGGGCUAAUUUAUGAGAUAAAGGCUACUCGCCCUGCUUAUCUUCAAGCUAUUAAAUGAUUGUCUAGUAGUUUAUCUUAUUUAGUUUGCCUAGUCGUCUAAUUCAGCUUCACUUUUGUAUAUCCAUCCAGUGAUUUUCAUAUGAUUACAUGAUUCGUAAUUCACUGUAAUUGCUCGGUGAAUGUAAGUGUGUAUGUACAUGAUUCGUAAUUCACUGUAAUCGCUUGAUAAUUA